CUACGCACAGCAUCAUUUGAGGCGGUCGGCGCAUAAUUUCUUCAAGGACGCUGAAGAUUCAUAUUUUCAUAUAUUUGAGCGUACGUUGCUUAAAAAUAAUGAGAACAAAGCCGGAUGUAUCUGGCUAAGUUCACGUCUCGAACAGGCCGGUCUUACUGAGAAAAUCGAAUUAAGCUUCGCGCUCAUUUUUCGUCAGGCGGUCGUUCGAACACGCUUAGGUGCCAAAGGACACGAACAUGGCGGCCUCCCUGUGGCUGGGGCGUCGAGCCGUUUUAACCGGGCUGAGAAUAAUCAAAAUUAAAGAAUGUCACUGGAGUCCACACGGGGGUCGCGGUUCUUUCAGGCAGUUAUUUCAGUCCCCGUCUUUUCUGGGGGCCGCCCCGAUGAAAGUGCAGAUGCCGGCACUCUCCCCAACCAUGGAAGAGGGCAACAUUGUGAAAUGGCUGAAGAAGGAAGGUGAAGCAGUGGCAGCUGGCGAUGCUCUCUGCGAAAUUGAGACAGACAAGGCUGUGGUUACCAUGGAAUCCAAUGACGAUGGCGUCCUAGCUAAAAUUCUGAUGGAAGAAGGUAGUAAAAAUGUGCGUUUAGGGACUCUCAUUGCAGUGAUGGUCGAGGAAGGGGAAGACUGGAAACAAGUGGAAAUCCCUUCUCUUGUCUCCUCACAGCCUGCUCCAUCUCCUCCACCUGCAGCUGCUCCACCCUCUGCAGCUCCUGUAGCCCCACCCCCCAGAGCUGCACCUGCUGGACCGUUGCGGUUGAGUCCUGCUGCUAGACACAUUCUUGACACGCAUGGUUUGGACCCUCAUCUAGCCACAGCCACUGGCCCACGAGGUCUCAUCACUAAAGAGGAUGCACUGAACCUGCUGAAGAAGGGAGAUGCAGCCCAUUGCGUGGCUCCAGUGUCUGCUCCUCCUGCUGCCCUUGCUCCUGCAGCUCCAGCUCCAACCCCUGCUGCCCCCGCUCCCUCGGCUGCUCCAGCCUCAGGCCGUCCUCUCUACCCACCCAUAUCAGUGCCUGGCAAACCUGGAGCUCCAGGCACCUUCACAGAGGUCCCAGCCUCCAACGUGCGGAGAGUCAUUGCACAGAGGCUGACCCAGUCCAAAACCACCAUCCCUCACGCGUACGCCUCAGUGGACUGUGACCUUGGUGCAGUCUUGCAGCUUCGUAAGGAGCUAGCUCAAGAGGAGAUCAAGGUGUCGGUCAAUGACUUCAUUAUCAAAGCUGUUGCUGUCACACUUAAAGAGAUGCCAGAGGUCAAUGUGACCUGGUCAGGGGAUGGACCUCAGGCCCUCGACUCAAUCCACAUCUCUAUCGCCGUAGCGACUGACCGUGGCCUCAUCACCCCCAUCAUCAAAGACGCGGCGAACAAAGGUGUGCAGGAGAUUGCCGCCAACGCUAAGGCAUUGGCUCAGAAAGCAAGGGCUGGGAAACUGCUACCAGAAGAAUACCAGGGGGGAUCUUUCAGUGUCUCCAACCUGGGCAUGUUUGGCAUCAGUGGCUUCAGUGCAGUGAUCAACCCUCCACAGUCCUGUAUUUUGGCAGUGGGCCGCUCCAGGGAUGAGCUGACACUAACCCCAGAGGGCCAGGAUGGCUCAGGCCCCAGCCUCCGUACCCGGCAACUAAUGACCGUCACUCUGUCCAGCGACGGACGACUAGUGGACGACGAACUCGCCUCCCGCUUCUUGGACAGAUUCCGUGCCAACUUGGAGAAGCCCCAGCGCAUGGCUCUGGCCUAGCUUGCUGAGUAAGAGAGGGAGAGGGAGGAGUAUAUUGGACUGAGUGACUGUUACUAAUGAAAUGGCAUAGAAGGGUUUUCAGAUUUCAACUCAAAGAUGUUCAUGCCUGGAUUUAUUUUCAUUCACCAUUAAGAGCUGCAUAGAAGUUCAUAAAGGUGUUCUAGUACACACUGUGUGGCAGUUUCAGGUUUCUUCUCUGUUAGGUACAUUCAUGGCUAAUCUGUAAUGCACAAGUGGUUUUGUUUUUUUGUACAUUUGAACAUAUUUGAGUAUUUAUUGUGGCCAGUAAGAUUAUACAGGGAGAUUCACUCAAAAGAGGCCCUGAAUGUUCUGUUGUAACUCCUGUUAGGAUGAAGCAAUCUGAACCAAAAAAAAAAAAAAAUAAACUACAUACCUUGACAUAUGUGUACUCAAUAGCAUUAUAUGUGAUGCUGGAAAUGAUCUAAGCUUUCUGCCAGACACAUGAAGGUUACUUGGAUAUGCACUUGGACGUUUCAAACGGAGAUUUAACAUCACGUUCGUUCAGAUUGCUUCGCCCUAGCAAGAUGUAUUACAGAAUAUUAGGGACCUUUUUCGACUAAAUCUCCUUGUAGUUCUUUAAUGGCUCACUAAGUGUAUGACACUUUAAAAAUUUAAAUUUCUUUAUUGAUUAAUUCAGUGUUGCCAGUUUUUUCCUUAACCGUUCUACCACAGUCCUGUUUACUGUAACUUUGUUUUUCGUCUGACUUACUGAAAACUCAGAGCCCACCAUCUUCCAGAGUCAUAAACCACGUCAACCACAUAAACCAGAGUCAAGCAAAUAAAAGCCAUGUCAAUGAUACUGAA
Messenger RNA from Pygocentrus nattereri (red-bellied piranha), 2561 nucleotides. RefSeq names its product pyruvate dehydrogenase complex component X (gene pdhx). The record is from RefSeq and is a predicted model, not a curated record. Gene Ontology annotation, molecular function: acyltransferase activity. The transcript is spliced from 11 exons. The coding region runs from base 237 to 1736 and encodes 499 amino acids. Gene Ontology annotation, cellular component: pyruvate dehydrogenase complex; mitochondrion. Gene Ontology annotation, biological process: pyruvate decarboxylation to acetyl-CoA. NCBI's taxonomy places the organism in Eukaryota, Metazoa, Chordata, Actinopteri, Characiformes, Serrasalmidae.